Tuber aestivum (summer truffle) is the source of this 1064-nucleotide messenger RNA. The record is from the annotation of a GenBank genome assembly. Lineage: Eukaryota; Fungi; Ascomycota; Pezizomycetes; Pezizales; Tuberaceae.
GCACUUAUCCAGUCCGCGAACGAGGGCAUAAAUCUAUGCAUAAAUACAGUACGGGUAUGAUCACCAUACCACGGACGCCGGCGCCCCUCGAGCUCGUUGCAUAACUUAGGCCAACACCUUCGAUCAUUCCAAUCUUAUACAUACCACCUGACCACCACACCGCACCUCAUCUCAUCUCAACUCCAACCACUCAUCCAUCCUCACCUCACGCAGCCCCAGAAAGAAGGGCGAAAAUGUCCUCCCGUCCACUCCCAUCUUCAUUUGACAGCGAUUCGUAAGCCACUCCACCCACCCCACCAUCCCCCACUGCUACCCACACUACAAUACCUAACUCCACAACCACCGCCCAAAAGCGACUUCCACGAGGAAUCCCGCUUCUCAAAGUUCGCUCGCCGCCUAAAAGAAGAGCCCCUGAUCCCCAUAGGUCCCUCCCUUCCUCCCAUACACCCCCCUCCCCCCACCUCCCAACCCCACCCAAGUCUCAUACAUAAACACGGCAGGCUGCCUGAUAACUAUCUAUGCUCUCUACCAAUCCUCACGCGCCAUCCGAGCAGGCGACAAGGCGCGCACGAACCGGAUGUUCCGCGCGCGCAUAUACGGCCAAGCCUUCACCGUAGCCGCCAUGUGCGCCGGUAGCUUCUACUGGGCGCGGGAUCGCGAGGAGCGGAAGGGUGUUGAGGCCAAAGUGGUUGAAGCGAAGGCGAGGGAGAAGCAGGCGGCGUGGAUUCGCGAGUUGGAGAUUAGGGAGAGCGAGGAGAGGGAGGUGAGUUCUUUUCCAAUAUCAUGCUAGAUGGUUUUGGGGGGAGAUGGGGGAUGAUUGGGGCUAAUGGCGACGGGGAGGGAGGCAGUUGCGGGAGAGGGCGAAAAGGUAUACUGCGCUCAAGGAGGCUGCAGCCGCCCAGGAUGCUAAGGCAAGGGCGGAGGAGGGGAAGUAAGCUUUGUCGUGCAGGUAUGCCGGGGGUGAGAGGUUGGGGUGGUGUGGUAUCGUACAUAUUUCGGUUUGAAGGUUGCAAUUGACCUGAGUGAUCAAGCUGUACAGUACAGUAGGAUCAAGCUCUACCUGC